Alternaria rosae is the source of this 889-nucleotide messenger RNA. RefSeq lists its product as uncharacterized. The transcript has a single exon. Lineage: Eukaryota; Fungi; Ascomycota; Dothideomycetes; Pleosporales; Pleosporaceae. The record is from RefSeq and is a predicted model, not a curated record. Bases 178 to 657 code for a protein of 159 amino acids.
AGUCACCACCGUUGUACACAUAUAGACAGCCUCCACUGACCAUAGCAUCAUCAAAUAUAAGUUCACGUCCCCGUCUCCAUUUUCUGUCCUUAGCAAUCUCGAUCGCAAUAACAACACAACUUCCGUGUGAGCUCACGCUUGGCACACCCCAACAUAUACCGACAGCCCAUUAUCAAAAUGGCAAAACGGAGGUGUCCACAGAACCCACAUCAAGUUGGUGUAUGCGGCUGCCCUUCGUUCUGGAGGUAUCUGAAAGCCAAACCCACGCCCGACAACAGAACUGUGUCUUCUUCAGCUACGAAGCGUUCGUCUGCAGCUCUCAUCAUCAUCGACGGCGAGCCGGACUACGACAAUGCCUCGCAGAAGCGACAAAAGCGCGAAGAUAGUGUAGUCACCCAGACUAGUGUGAUUGGUCUCUCGCCAUCGGAGUCUUCGGCGUACAUGGCCAACAAACUCGUGGUUGGAGAGUCUGAUAGGAAGAUGCAACAAGCCAAGGAGGCAGCAAAGUGCGCUCUGAAGAGUCGCUGGAUGAAGAAAGAGACAUCGAAGAAGAUCGAGCCGGUACGGAUUUUGGUUGACUAUGGUCUACCUGCUGAUUCUGAGAGGUUGGAUUGGGACACGGACGAAGUUCGUCGGAUGAUCGGGGAGAUUGCAUGAUAGAGGCUAUGAUCGAUGGGAUUGGACUACGAUGACAGGCAUGGAGGACUUGACCCGAAAUGAAGCGGUGACAAAGGUCAUGAAACAAUAAUGCAUAUACAAUCUAGUAUGUGGGUAUAGGUACUGCCUAGCGGAGAUUUUGCGAAGAGUAUGCACGGAUAUGAGAGUCGUAACCGUCAUAAAUACAUCCAGCUGUCACCAAAUGUACGGCUAAGAUUAAGUCAGUAACUAA